Diachasma alloeum is the source of this 1103-nucleotide messenger RNA. RefSeq names its product cyclin-Q (gene koko). Gene Ontology annotation, molecular function: cyclin-dependent protein serine/threonine kinase regulator activity. The transcript is spliced from 6 exons. Gene Ontology annotation, biological process: regulation of transcription by RNA polymerase II. The coding region runs from base 159 to 977 and encodes 272 amino acids. Gene Ontology annotation, cellular component: nucleus. NCBI's taxonomy places the organism in Eukaryota, Metazoa, Arthropoda, Insecta, Hymenoptera, Braconidae. The record is from RefSeq and is a predicted model, not a curated record.
AAUAGGAAAACUCAGCUCCAAAAAUUCGAUUUGUUUACAUGCGUGAGUGUCGGAGCAACCCACCAACAAAGUAAAUAAAAUUGAUUAAGGUGUUAUUGAUAAUCCUCAACUGUUUAAUUUGGUUUGUGUUUUACUGAGCUUCAUUUGUUUAAUUAACUAUGAACCCUUCAGAGCCACGUAACACUGAAACUCUGAGUUCAAAAAUGAUGGAUGUUAUUGAUGUCCUGGCAAUGCAAAGAGAAAAGAGGAGCACCCUCCAGAAAAGCAUAACAAUGGAUUACACGAGUUCAAACGACAGUUUCACUGUUGCCAGAUUUAUAUUCGAAUGUGGAAUAAAACUGGAAGCACAUCCUCUGACAGUUGCAACAGCAGCUACUUUGUACCACAGAUUCAUGAGGGAAGCCACACCAAAAGCUUACGACCAUUACCUGAUAGCAGCCACAUGCCUGUAUCUCGCAGCUAAAAUUAAGGACGACCACCUGAAGAUCAGAGACGUGAUGAAUGUAGCAUCGAAUACUCUCCAUCGAGGGUCACAGCCCCUGGAGCUUGGGGAUCAAUACUGGAGUAUUAGAGACGCAAUUGUUCAGGCCGAGCUGCUCAUCAUGAGGAUGUUGAAGUUCCAAGUGAAUCCUAUUCAUCCUCACAAGUACCUGCUGCACUAUUUGAGAUCUCUCCAAGCUUGGUUCGGUGAGGAUGAGUGGUCCAAAUACCCUGUUGCCAAAACCAGCAUGGCUCUGCUCCAGGAUUUCCACCACAUUCCAGCAAUCCUCGAUUACCCACCGAAUUUAAUAGCAAUUGCCUGCAUUAAUUUAACUCUACAGAUUUAUGGAGUUGUUGUACCACUCAUGGACGAGUGUGAUCAGUUACCAUGGUUCAAUGUGUUUUGCAAGGAACUUACACGAGAAAAAUUAUGGGAAAUCAUGGAGAAGAUAAUGAGUUCUUACGACCAGGAGCCAGAGACUCGCGACGCCCUAUGAACCCCAAUGAAAAAUUAUUUAAGACUGAAAAACGUCUGAAUUUUACGAAUUUACGAGUUGAAAACGUCUCAAGCACAAUUUUGAUAUCAACUAAUCAAUAAAGAAAGCAUCAAUGUGUCAUCUUCA